AUGGGAAAAAGAAGUGAAGAUAAUUUUUCAAUAGAUGAAGAUGAAUCUGAAACUUUUUCAGAAGAAGAAAUAAUAGUUAAAAAGAAUGUUAGACCAGUUAGGAAUACUAGGAAAAAAAUCAAAUAUACUAUAGAUAAUAAUUACAGUGAUAAUUCAGAAUAUGAGGAUUUUGAAGAUAUUUUAACUGAAAGAGAUAUUGAUGAUUUUGAUCAAGAUAAUCUUUCAGAUAUUCAACCAUCCAAAAUAAAAAGUGGUAAAAAAGCAGUAGAAAGAAAACCUACAGCCCCUAAAAAUCUAUCAAAAAGAAAUGUAGCUAAUACAAGCAUUGCUAGUACAGAUAUACAAAAAGCUAUAUAUGAUUAUAUGAAAAUACAGAAUCGUCCAUAUUCUAUUCAAAAUGUUGUAGAUAAUCUUCAUAAUAUAUAUAGUAAGAAACAAGUUACUGAAGAAAUGGAAAGGCUUGCAGUAGAAGGUAAAUUUAUAUGUAAAGAAUAUGGCAAACAAAAAGUUUAUUUAGUAAAUCAAAGCGAAUACCAAGAGCUGAAUAAGGAGGAGAUGGCAGAGUUAGAUAAAGAAAUUUCCAAUUUAGAGGAUAUUAACAGACAAUUAGAAAUUAGGCUAAAAAGUUUAAAGCAAGAGACUAGAAAUCUAAGUGCACCAAUUCCUUUAGAUGUACUGGAUGAUAAAAUAAGUCAAAUGGAAUUAAAGAAUUCUGAAUUAUUAAAUGAGAUUGGAAGUAAAGAGAAGUUGAUUGGAGAUAAUACACAAAAUAUUUCUAUUGAUGAAUUGCAAAAAUUAAAGAGUGAAUAUCAAUCAUUACAGGCACGUUGGAAAAAGUAUAAAAAUGCAUGUAAACAAGCUAUUGACAUACUUUGUGAAUCAAUGGAUCAAAAGGUAGAAAUUAUUGAAAUUACUUCUGAUUUGUUGGAGGAGAUAGGUAUUGAACUAGAUCCAUAA
Molecule: messenger RNA, 957 nt
Organism: Cryptosporidium muris RN66
Lineage: Eukaryota; Apicomplexa; Conoidasida; Eucoccidiorida; Cryptosporidiidae
Exons: 4
Coding region: 1-957 (318 amino acids)
Biological process (GO): meiotic strand invasion involved in reciprocal meiotic recombination; meiotic joint molecule formation; homologous chromosome pairing at meiosis
Cellular component (GO): condensed nuclear chromosome; DNA recombinase auxiliary factor complex
Molecular function (GO): double-stranded DNA binding; recombinase activator activity
Source: RefSeq, a predicted model, not a curated record